GUUAAACGUCGCAGAGAACUAAUGCUGCCUCUAUUGAGUAAUUAUUGCAAUUUUCGUGUGUUCUCGUCUAGACUCAUGCAUCCGCCAUAUCUUUACUUUUAGACAAUGAGAGAUGCCAAUCUUCUUUGGAAAUUUAAUCUGUGCAUAGUUUGUAUAUAUAUAUACAUAUGAAUAUAUAUAUAUAUAUAUAUGAAUGUCGAAGCGGACAUGGCGAAUUUCAGCGAGAAUUCACACGAAAUGACAGAAAAUAACAUGCAGCAACGUUGUAAUAUACAAUGGGUAAAAUUAAAUGUGGGCGGAACAUAUUUCUUAACUUCAAAAACUACGUUGUCUCGGGAUCCUAAUUCAUUUCUGUAUCGACUUUGUCAAGAAGAUUCGGACCUUAUAUCGGACAGGGAUGAAACUGGUGCUUACUUAAUAGACCGUGAUCCAACAUAUUUUAGUCCUAUCUUAAACUAUUUAAGACAUGGCAAAUUGGUUAUCAAUAAGGACUUAACUGAAGAAGGUGUAUUAGAAGAGGCAGAGUUUUAUAAUAUUACUGAACUAAUUCGACUAGUUAAGGAACGUAUUAUAAUGCGAGAUACAAGACCUUUAAGAGAUUCAAAGAAACAUGUCUAUAGAGUAUUGCAAUGUCAUGAGGAUGAAUUAACACAAAUGGUGUCAACAAUGUCAGAUGGAUGGAAAUUUGAACAGCUAAUCAAUAUAGGCUCCCAGUAUAAUUAUGGAAAUGAUGACCAUGCUGAAUUCCUAUGUGUUGUGAGUCGUGAAUAUGGACCAAGUCAAAUCAAUAGCAAGGAGCAGGAAUCAACUGAUCGUGUUAAGGUCUUACAACAGAAGGGAUCUCGCAUGUAAUCUAAAUCCGUCCCUUAUUCCUUCUUGCCUCCUUUAAUUAAAUCAACUAUGCAGCAAGAAGAUGAAGACUGUAUCUGUUUAUUUAGUUAAUAGUUUAUUUUUUAAGAUUUGUAUAGUCUCCAUUUGUAAGGUUUCAUUUCUACAUGAUUGUAAUGUUGCAAAAGAAUAAUAUGCAGAACUGUAAAAAUUUUAAUUAUAUUUUCUACAGAUAUUUAUUAUUUAGCAAUAUUAUAUAUGAAACUUUUAAAGUGGAAACUAUUACACUUUCAUUAUUAAUGAAGAUAUUUACAUUUUCGUUUAUUUGUUGUAAUGGAAGAUACUACUUGCAUGGAGGAUAUUUCACUUACUCAAUAUAUUACAAUUUUAUAAAAAUUAACAAUUUUAAGAGAAUACCAUUCUUUUUUUUAAAUACAUUACAGUGAUUUCCUUUCAAAGGAGACAUACUAGGGGUAAAAUGGCAAACAUGUUACUAAUAACCAAAGUUAUUUAACAAUAGCUAAAGUUAUGUUUUAGCUUUACUGAGUUAGUUUACGGACAAUAGUGUUUAUGGAAGUCAUCUUUUUCAUAAAAAAUUUCUACAAAGAAUAUAGAUAUCCGUGGUAGUGCAUAGUUUAUUCUUUUGUAUCAAAUUUUUUGUAUAAAAUUUCUUUUUAUUUGUAAUUGUAUUAUUAGAUUCUCUAAAUUACUUACCUUGCACUGCCGCUACAAAACAUAAUGUACAUGAUAUUUAUAUAGCUAGCAUUAUAACUUUCAGUAUCUGGA
This is a messenger RNA of Vespa mandarinia (Asian giant hornet), 1614 nucleotides long. RefSeq names its product BTB/POZ domain-containing protein inc (gene inc). NCBI's taxonomy places the organism in Eukaryota, Metazoa, Arthropoda, Insecta, Hymenoptera, Vespidae. Gene Ontology annotation, biological process: proteasome-mediated ubiquitin-dependent protein catabolic process; protein homooligomerization. The record is from RefSeq and is a predicted model, not a curated record. Gene Ontology annotation, molecular function: cullin family protein binding. Gene Ontology annotation, cellular component: Cul3-RING ubiquitin ligase complex; cytoplasm.